UACAUUUUUUUCCAUUUGUAACGCCACACUGCGGAAGUGAGCAGGUGAAAGUCGCGCAAUCAAAAUUUUAAAAUGUAUCCCUAUCUUCAAGCUUCUGUAUUUCAGAGAGAUUUACAUAUUAUUUCCAGAGCUUGAGAUGGUCUGGUAGUAUGGAAGUAAGAAGUAGAUUUCAAGUUCGGAUGAGCACCGAUAAAAGUAUGGUGUGGUAAAACAAAAGACGUCUCAUAGAAGUUCAUUAGCAUCUUGGUCACUACCCAGCAAUGGAGGGUUCGGCAAAUAGUUUUGGUACUUUAGAUAUCAAACUGGAAGCAGCUGACAAUUUUGACAGCGAUGAUAAUUUGUUGGACGAGGAUGCUGAAAGUGUAAUGGACAGUUUGAUACAGAGAAUAAAGACUGAACAUGCUGAAUGUGAAGAAACUGAUGCAGAGAGCGCAGGUUUGGGAAAUAUUGUGGCUGAAAUUGUUAAUGAUGUAGGAUUGAGUGGAAUUGAUGUGGAGGAACUUAAGGUUGAGAUAGAAAAUGAAGGAGAUAUGGUGGUUGGUAAUGAAGAGGAAAAUAAUAUGGAGGAGGGAAGUGCAUAUGGUAUGAUGGAGAAUUACAAGAAAACAUAUGGUAUGGUAGGGGAAAAUGGUAUGGGAGAGGAAAAUAAUGGACAAGAAGGUGUUGAGUAUGUAGAAAAAUAUCCUGAUCAAGCUGAAGAUGAUGUAGAGAAAGAGGAAGAAUAUGAUGAAGAUGGAACAUAUACCUGUGCUUUGUGUGAGCAGACAGUAGCAGGAGGUGGUGCAGUGAAGAAACAUCUGCUGGAACAUGUAUGUACUAGAAGUUACGAGUGCUUGGAGUGUGAUCUAAUGUACACAUCAGAUUGUUUAAAGGACAAGCACACAUUGAUUCAGUUUGAAAUGAUUGGGGAGACUUUACAAGGCAAAUUGUACAGAUAUUUCAGUUUGUCUCAGCUGCUACAGAAAGAAAAGUCUGAUGAAAAAGAAGAAAACUCCAAUACAGAAGAGAACCAAGAUAAAAAAGAAAACACUGAUACAAAAGAUGACCAUAAUAAAAAAGAAAUCUCUGAAAACUCGGAUAAGGAAAAAAACUCUGAAAACCCCGAUAAAAACAAAAACUCAGAUACAAAACAAAGCUCAGAUGAAAAAGAAAACUGUGAUAAAAAAGAAUCAUUGGGUGAAAGUGAAAACACUGAUAGAAAAGAAAACUCUGAUAGAAAAGAAAACACUGAUAGAAAAGAAAACACUGGUGAACCAGGGGACUCUGAUAUAGAAGAAAACUCUGAUAAAAAAGAAACAUCAUAUGAACGUGAAAACACUGAUAAAAUAGAAAACUCUUGUGAACAAGAGAACUCUGAUAAAAAGAAAGAGUCUGAGAAAUUACAGAAUGGAAUUCCAAUGGAAACAGAGCAGCUACAGACAGGUGGACAGUCAGAAUUACGGAAAAGACUGUCAGACCCACCAGAAAGUAUUACAAGGUUACAUGAAAAAAUUCUUAUGUCAGUUACCAUGGGUUCGCACUCUGGUCCAGUUGUUGAAGAAACUGUACCAGUAAUGUUUGUACCCGCCUCGUUAGAAGUAAAAACAAACAUUCCAUAUGCUUCUAAACGUCCUUUUGUAUGUUUGGAAUGCCAGAAAGGAUUUUUCAAGAUUGAAGAUUUGAUAGCUCACAGCUUUCUCAUACACAACAAAACGCAUAACAAUAUGCACUUGUAUGUUUGCCCUCACUGUAAUAUGGGGUUUGCAAAGGACCGACAACUGAAAAACCAUCUGAAGACGUAUGAGUCUAAUGGUUGUGAAGUGCAUAUUUGUAUGUCUUGUAACAAGGUUUAUAGAAAACGAGAGCCAAUGAGAACCCAUAUGUACAAGCACACGGGACGCGGAUCUUUUGAAUGUAAACAUUGUAAGAAAACCUGGAAAAACCGAUCAGUACUUAAACGACACAUGGAAUCUCAUAGAACUGAGAAAACAUUUGUUUGUGCUGUAUGUGAAAAAUACUUUUCUACCGCUAAUAGUCUAAAAAUACAUAUGUACAUUCACACGGGGGAACGAUCAUUUCCUUGUACAAUAUGUAACAAAGUGUAUUCAGAGAAAAGAUUUCUUAGAGUUCAUAUGUGUACUCAUACAGGAGAAGGAAAUUACAUAUGCAAGAUUUGCUCAAAAGCGUUUUACUCAUCAAGUCAGUUAAAGUUACAUAUGUGUAAACACACUGGCGAGCGACCUCAUGUUUGCAAAAUAUGUAAUGAAUCUUUCUUGGUGCGUAAUUCAUUAUUACGACACAUGUAUCGACACAAUGGUGAGAAACCAUAUUCAUGUAUAACGUGCAACAAGAGGUUUGUGUUAAAACAAGAUUUGACCGAACACCUUAAAACACAUGCUGUCAGAACGCAUAUGUGUAAACUUUGUAAACGCGGAUUUACGACGGGGGCGUACCUUAACAGGCAUAUGAAGCAGCAUCAGAAAAAAACGGCCGGCGGGAGACACACGUGUGUUGAGUGCGGUUUAUUUUUCAUGACUGUGGAACGCCUGAAGCAACAUCAAGAUUUGAUACAUCGCAGUGCAGGAGCGGAUGAUGCGGAUAACCCUGACAACGAAACAGAUUAUGAAGUCAGCGAUUUUGUUAUUGUCAAGCAAGAAACAGACACUCCGAAUGUUUUUGUCUAAAGUAUAUUGUUCACAUAGAAUUCUAACAUUUUUGUAGAGUUCUUGUACACAUAGAAUUUUAACAUUGUUGAUAGUCUUGUACACUAGCAUUUCUGAUUUACACUAAACAUGUGACCAUCUCCGAAAGCCUGGAGCAGCAUAUGUGUUUUUCGGAUGAAUGGGACAUGAGCUUUUUGAUUUAAAUUGUAGAAAUGUGUCUUAUAACAUCCGAAUUUGGGAAUUGUAAAAAAGUGGAUAUUUUUUUUAUCAAAAUUCUACAUUUAUGAAGGAAUUGGUUUAGUAGUUACUUAAGUUAGCACAUUACAUUGUGUUUCUCAUGUUUUAAGUUUUCACAAAAGCAGUUUUGGCUGAAAAAGGAAAAUAAUUGAAAAUUUAUUGUAAAGAUUGGACAAAAACAUACUACAUUGUAUUUGGCAUUUGGAAUGAGACUAAAAAGAAAGCAGGAAAAAAAAACAUACCUGUUUAUCUUUUGAGCAUCAAGCACUCUAGGUGAGAUUUUGUGAUCAACUGUGUCCAUCCCCAUCCCUUGCCAACACUUCAGCUGUUUCCAUUCUAAAAGUUAAGUUUUGGUUCAACCCUAAUGAAACUUGGUUAGAAUGUUGCCCCUUUUUAGAUGCAGCAAAAUUUUGAAGGUUAUCUUGGGGACAAAAAAUAUGUACACUUUUUCUACCAGAUAUUCAUAAGGAUUUGUCAGUAUGUUUUUCUCUUUGAAAUCUACAUGUAGGUCAAAACUAGGUUACAAGGUCAAAUCGCAGAAAAGCCUCUUAACACUCAAGAGGCCACAUUUUCUUAUUGGUCUUCGUAAGAUUUUUUUUUUCUCUAUGAAAUACGUUUAAAUUUCAAACUAAAUUAUAGAAGAAAAAAAAACUGUGGCCUUAGCCCAAAUUAUAUACAGUCUUAUUAUGUCUCUCACCACACAGUGGUGUGGGAGACAUAUUGAUUUACUCCAGUCUGUGUGUCUGUCACAAAGCUUGUCUGCACUCUAAGUCGAAUAUUUCUCAUCUGAUCUUCACCAAACUUGAACAAAAUGUGUUUGCCAAUAAGUGCUCGGCCAAGUUCGAUAACUAGCCAAAUCGGCUCAGGCACUUUGGAAUUAUGGCCCUUGAAUUACCAAAAAAAUACUCAGAUUUCUUGUGCAUUUUUUACCUCAAACCCGCGCCUAUACUACUUUUAAAGUUUAAAACAGUAUAUAAAGACUGACUAACUAUUUAGAUGAUUAGGCAGUUGUGGGAGACAUGCGCUUUUCUCAAAAGCAUCUGUAGUUAAUGCUGUAAGAGCCUGAUUGUUCUUGUUCUACAUGAGUUAAAUGAAGCAUGGUCAUGGUGUUUAUUGUAAGGGAAAGUAGGUCAGAUUGGAUACUAGCUCAGGUGAGCGAUAUAGAACCUUCAAAAUUUGGUCAGGUGAGCGAUACAGAGCUUUCAGUAGAUGUAGAAUAUUCAGUGUGUUGUGAAUGUAUAAAAAGUGCAAAACAAUCCAGAAUUUCAGUUUUUUUAACCCUUAGCUUCAUUUUUAAAAUGGAAUGAUCCAUCAUUCAAUUUAGGCAAUACCAUUUCUUAUUUGAAGGGGUGUUCAAUGAAAAUUUACUGAUUGAAUAGCGAACAGUGCAUACCAUGAUCAGCCUGCACGGACGUGCGUGCUGAUCUCGGUCUGCACUGAUCACAAAGUCAUAAUCCUUUGCUGUCAGCAGGCUAAAGGUUAAACAAAUACGAUGUUGUUUUUAUUAUUAAAUGAGAAAUCAUUAAAUUACAUGGGAAAGAAAUUUCAUGGUUUGACAAAAAAUGGUUAUUUCACGGGGAUAUAAAUAGAUGAAUUUUGACAUUUGAACAUAAAAUGAGUGGGAAUUUUACCUAACUUUAGCUUUUAUUUUAUCAAAGUUAUGGCCCUUUUUAACAUAUAGAAUUUUUUAUAGAAGUUUUGAUUGUAAUCGUGUUUCUUAAAAAAUACGUGGAUAAAAUGUUUACGUAUUCUCUAAAUGUCUUUGACAUCAUAGGAUGACCUCACUUGGCAAGUUUCGUAACUCUGGCUUUCGUAACUCUGGCUUACAUUUUGGCUCAGUUAUGUCCCCUUCCUUUCAGGAAAUUUUGUUAAAGCUUUCGUAUGAAAGUUAGUAAUUAGUUGGUAGGCCUUCAGAUAGUUAGAUGCCCUGUCAAUUAGUCAAGUACUGUGAAAUCAUAAAUAUUCGUAGGGGACUAACUUUUGUGGUUGUGUCAAUCCACGAAAUUUAUUCCCAAUGAACAAGUAAAAUUCCCAUUCAUUUUAUGUUGAAAAGUUGAAAUCCAUGAAUUCAUAUGCCCAUAAAAUGGCAGUUUUGACCAAAACCAUGAAAUUUUGUACCCACGAAAUUAAAUGAUUUUACAGUACAGUUAUUAGACAGCUGUUUUAUUAUUUUAGCCGCACCAUGAGAAAACCAACAUAGUGGGUUUGCGGCCAACAUGGAUCCAGACCAGCCUGCGCAUCCGCGCAGUCUGGUCAGGAUCCAUGCUGUUCGCUUUCAAAGCCUAUUGCAAUUAGAGAAACCAUUCGCGAACAGCAUGGAUCCUGACCAGACUGUGCGGAUGUGCAGGCUGGUCUGGAGCCUAUUGCAAUUAGAGAAACCGUUAGCGAACAGCAUGGAUCCUGACCAGACUGUGCCGACUGGAGCCUAUUGCAAUUAGAGAAACCGUUAGCGAACAGCAUGGAUCCUGACCAGACUGUGCCGAUGCGCAGGCUGGUCUGGAUCCAUGCUGGUCGCAAACCCACUAAGUUGAUUUUCUCAUGGCACGGCUCAUUUAUAUUAAAAAAUAGAAAUUUGAGAAUUCAUGUCUCCAUGAAAUAGAUGAGGUGUGGCGAAAACAAAGUGCUUUGAAAUAAUGAGUGUUUUACAGUAUGUUUAAAACGGGUUAUUUUGUAGAAAUUUUUAGCACAUUUAAGUAUUCAUAUACUUUAUAUAUCUAUGAAGAUUUUCAUGUUAAAUUUUUAGUUGAUAUUGAUGCAAUUUGUGUAAGGAAAUGGACAUGAAUAUUGUCUAAAGUUAUUUAUUUCUUUGCAAAUUAAUGGUUGAAAGCCAAUAAUUCAGUUUAUCUAUAAAUAGUUGAUGCAUCUAUAAAUAGUUGAUGACUCUAUCAAUAGAUUAUGCAGCAUUUUGAUUUAUAUUCAAGGCCUUACUGUGGUUUAUUGCCUGUUCUAUUUAGAUGUGCACAAAUUGAAACAAUUGAAACAACUUUGCGUUAGCCUGAGUUGUUAAAUAUUUUAGCAUCUGAAUGAUAAACUGUGGUAAAUUAGACAAUAAAUCAUGAGAAGACCUGGAUUGUUUUAUUUUUACAUGUUUAAUGAAAUAUUUUGAUCAUAGAAAUUAUGUUGGGUUUUAUUUAUUCAAGUAAAAUAUAGUAUGUAGAGAAUACAUAUCUUUAUUAUAUACCUGUAUAAAUUCAGUAAAAAAUCGGCUUGUAUUUUACAACAAAAUAUGAACAGGUAGAAAAUAAUUUCGUAUUGUACCUUUUAAAUUUUGUAUGUAUCUUCCGUAUUGCAUGCUGCGGGACUACUUUCAUUAAUAUGCAUUACACAUAGAUAUUUGAGCGCCACUGUGCGAAAACCAACAUUUGGGCUUCGACACACCAGCAUGCACAUUUGUGCGGUCAAAUCUAGAUCUAUACUCCUUGCUUACAAGAUGCAUAUACAUGUACUGAAAUUGAUAAACCAUCGCUGUAAAAGUAUAUAUUUUCACUGGUUCAAAAUUUUGCGACUUUGAAAUUCUGAGUAGGUUCACAAGGUUAUAUAUUUGCAUAGUUGUGAAAGUGGUAUCCUACUUGAAUUUGAAUUAUACUAAUGGUGAAUAUUUACAUGAGGAUUAAUUCUCGAGAUAUGUAGAGCCUUGUGAAUAUAGCGAAAUUAAACCCUCGCGAAAACUUACGCUUUUAUAGUAUUGGGAUAAAUGAAUAGCAUGGAUGUGCAUUGACCCGUAUACUUUCUGGUUGCAAAGCCCCUAUAUUAGUUUCCGCACAGCAGCAUUCAUUAUUUACAUUGUAAUACAAUUUAGGUUUUUCUUCAACAAUGGGUUUGUUACGUUUUCAUGCCUGUAGUGACAAUCCAAAAUUUCUAUAUCAGUUAUGCAAUUUUGGCAUUCUCCAGUAUGAAGGGAAAGCUGGGUUUUCAUAUGAGGUAUAUCAUUGUCCGAAGAAUAUGGAAAUGUUGUUUAUAAUACGUAAUUACACGGAUAUUACAAACUGCCAUUGUGGAUCCGCUACCUUAAUUAGUGUUGACUUUUUAAUCAUAGUUGUUAUGCACUUACACAUUCUCAGAAAAAUUACUUUUGAAAUAUAUAUUAUAUAUUUUUAGUUAAUGAUUUAUUUGUGAAUUUGUUUUACAGCACUUUAACCAUGUAGUAUUAAUCCCAGAUUUAAAUGCCCCACCCAAUAAAUGCACCACAUCCCUGUAUAAAAUUCAGUUUAUUUCAUAGGUCAUAAGUGAGUAAGUUGUUAUUGUGAAAGUUCUUUUAUUAAAAAGAAUGUUUAAAAGUUUGGAAAUUUCAUGUGAGGAACCUAUUAUGUGUGGAUAUUUCAUGUGUGGAAAUUUCAUGUGUUGAACUUCUCAUGUGUGGAAAUUUCAUGUGAAGAACUUCUCAUGUUUGGAAAUUUCAUGUGAGGAGCUUCUCAUGUGGUUGAACUUCUCAUGUGUGGACAUUUCAUGUGAGGAGCUUCUCAUGUGUGGAAAUUUCAUGUGUUGAACUUCUCAUGUGGUUGAACUUCUCAUGUGUGGACAUUUCAUGUGAGGAACUUCUCAUGUGUGGAAGUUUCAUGUGUUGAACUUCUCCUGUGUGGAAAUUUCAUGUGUUAAACUCGUGUGGAAAUUUCAUGUGAGGAACUUCUCAUGUGUGGAAAUUUCAUGUAUUGAACUUCUCAUGUGUGGAAAUUUCAUGUGAGGAACUUCUCAUGUGUGGAAAUUUCAUGUGAGGAGCUCAUGUGAAUAACUUUUUAUUUGAGGAAAUUUUUGUACAUAUAUUAACCUCUUAUAAUUAUGUGGAACAUUUUGUGACUCACAGUGUAACUUCUUAUGUGUUGAACUUUUCAUGCAUGGAACUUUUCUUUUGUCAAAAUUUUCAUAUGUGUAACUUUUCAUUUUUGGAACCUGUCUUUGAGGAACUUCUCAUGGGAGAAAAUUUUCAUGUAAAGAACUUAUCAUGUUUGGAGCUGAUCAUAUGAGAAACUUCUCAUAUGUGAAACAUUUUGUGGGAGAUUUUCUUGUGUGAAAUGUGUCACGCUUGGAACUUUUUAUGUAGGGAGCGUUUCAUGUUUGAAACUUUUCAUAAUGUGAAACUUCCCAUAUAUGGAAUUUUUAAUGGAUGGAACUUCUCGUGUGUUUAAAUUUUCAUGUGUGAGGAAGCUGUCGAUCUGUGGUUUGUUCUAUCAAGUUGACUAUAUGAGUGGCAUGUAAGUCUGUGCCUGAACUGAAGGUGCACCUGUACACAGUUAAAACCUUUGAAUUCAAGUACAUUUGUACACUGAAAUUUGACUGCAAAGAAGAAGUUCUACAAAAUGAUAGGGGACAUGUUUAGGGGUGUGCCAGUAUAAAUGGUCUUACUGUUGAGCAAAACUUACAUGUAAUAAGGGAAUUAGAUGAAAAGGUAGAAAACUAAUUUCUGGGUCAUUUAGAUUUGAGGUAGAUUUUUUUCAGUAGUUGCUAGACUAUUAUACAGAUUUGUUACAGUUCAUGUAAAAGGUGAUCUUACUAGGCAUUGUGUUAUUGCUUUCUUCUGUAUAUAGAUGUAAAGUUUUGAAUGCUAUUGUUUAGUCAGUUUUUUUGUUUUUUUAAGGCCUCCAGAUUGUAUGACAACAUUGUGAAUUGAAAAAAACAAAAAGAGGUAUCAGGAAAUAAAUGUUACCGUAUACUGUCGCUUAUAAGACGCACUGCUUAUAAGACACACCCCGAAAUCAGACAUGCAAUCUAGGGUUUCUUUUUUUUUUAAAUUUCCUUGUAGUUCACACUUAUAAGAUGCUUCCCACUCUUCAAACUGGAAAUAUGACUCCUGAUAAUACGUCUUAAAAGCGAUAAUAUAUGGUAUAUUUCUGAAGAAUGCAUUGAAACUAAAUUGCUGACAGACUAUAUGUUAAAGAAACACAAGAGCCCGCCCGCUUAGCUCAGUAGGUAAGAGCGUUGGUCUACGGUUGGCGGGGUCGCGAGUUCGAUCCUCGGGCGGGGCGUAUGUUCUCCGUGACUAUUUGAUAAACGACAUUGUGUCUGAAAUCAUUAGUCCUCCACCUCUGAUUCAUGUGGGGAAGUUGGCAGUUACUUGCGGAGAACAGGUUUGUACUGGUACAGAAUCCAGGAACACUGGUUAGGUUAACUGCUUGCCGUUACAUGACUGAAAUACUGUUGAGAAACGGCGUUAAACCCAAAACAAACAAACAAAUACAUAAUCGUCCAUUGCGGUAAUGACAGCAAAAAAGUUUUUAUUGCUGUUGUGGUCUAGGUUCGUUUCCCGAAGCGGGCAUCUGUUUUUGUCAACAAGAUUGCGAAGACAUAGUUUCCAAAUGACUGUUUGGUGUAUGUGCGUCCGUUCGGAUGUAUUAGUCCGAAUCAUAACUUUUACAUGCAUUGAGCAAUUAUGUUAUAUUUGGCAUGAAUGUUUUUAAUAAAUGUCAGUGAGAUGGAGUAUAAUGCUCAGUCCUUUUGACAACUGGCGGGCUCGACAUGUUGCCCAUGGGCAUCUAGUUUCUUCUUGAUUUGGCAUUUUUAAGAUAGUUAAGAAACAAAAAACUCUUAUUCUUAUGUUUGUAAUAUGGGAGAUGUAGAGCCUCAUGAAUAUAGCAAAAAUUAAACCCUCGCGAAAAUUUCUGCUUUUACAGUAAUUGGGGGUCAGCUUAUGGCUUGUUAGGCAGUUAGUUUAUUUUUGGAGGCGACUUACUAAUUGUUUUUAAUUGUUAUAUUCCCACAUUAUUGUGGGGGCAUAUGGUUUUAAAUUAUAUUUUUACUUGAAGGCAAAAGUGUAACUUUAUUGUUAUUAUUUAAUACCUGUGGUAAAGUAAAAUAUUUUCUGAGAAAUAUUUUUGUUAGAUGCAUUAUGUAUGAAGUCGGAUAUUAAAAGGGAAGAUUACACAUUUUUAUGUGAAAAUUGUUUUUGUAUAUUCUUGUAUCCAGUCAAUUUUCUAUUAACUCUUUGGUUUCCUAGAAGCUAUAGAUUUCCAUACCCAAAUUUUGUAAUCAAGUUACAGUAUAACUAUCUGUUACUAUGAAUUCAUUCAUUUUUGUGGGGGACAAAUUUUUAGCUCACUUGAGCCAAAGGGUCAUGGUGAGUUUUUGUGACUGCUCAGUGUCCGUUGUGCAUCGUGUGUCCGUCAACAUUUCCUAAAAGAUAUCUUUUUCUUGAAAACCACUGGGUAGAAUUAUACCAACUUCACAGGAAUGAUCCUUGGGUGGUUCCCUUUCAAAAUUGUUCAAAGAAUUUUAUCCCAUGCAGAACUCUGGUUGCCAUGGCAACUGAAAGGAAAAACUAAGUUUAAAAAUCUUGUCCAAAACCGCAAGGCGUGGAGCCUUGGUAUUUGGCAUGUGACAUCAUCUGAAAAGAGGCCCCACCUCGGGAGUCACAAGUUUUACAUAAACUUGUAUAGGAAAAAAACUUUAAAAAUCUUCUUGCCUGAAACUGCAAGGCCUAGGCUUUUGAUAUUAAGAAACUUGCCUUUCCUAGUGUUUUUCUACCAAAAUUGUUCAAAUUAUGUCCCUAGGGUGAAAAUAGGCCCUGCCCUGGGGAUCCCAAAUUUAACAUAGACUUGUAUAGAGAAAAAAAUCCUUUUGUCUGAAAGUUCAAGGCCUAGGCCUUUGAUAUUUGGUAUGUGGCAUUGCCUAGUGGAUCUCUAACAAGUUUGUUCAAAUUAUGCUCCUUGGGUGAAAAGAGGUCCCGCCCUGGGGGUGACUUGUUAUAAUAAUGAGUUAUAUAGGAAAAAAUACUUCAAAAAUUAUCAGAACAUAUUUCCUAUACUGUGUAAUUAUAAGUACCUGAUGACCCUUAGCGGUUAGUGAUCACUUGACUGUAACCUUGACCUACUGACCUACUUUUUAUCUUCUUCUAUUUUAAGAUACAGCCUUGAAAUUUGGAUGACAUGAUUGUACAGUUUUGCACACCGAUCUUAAAACUGACUUUCAGUUACCAUGGAUAUGACCUACUGAUCUACCUUCUUAAUAUUUUGGCAUCAGUUUGCCAUUUGAAACAUGUGGCUCAUAUUACUCAGUUGAGCUAUCUAGGAUCAUCAUAAUCCAUCUUGUUUUUAAAUUUUAAACUCACGAAUUCAAUACCAGUAUUCUCAAACCACAAAAUUUGAUGUCAACAGAGUUACAUGAUUUUAUAUCAACAUAUAUUACCAAACUCAUCACAACUGUCUUUAUCCAUACUUCACAGGUUUUAAGUGUCAUUUUCACAUUUUUUUUUGGUGAUUUUUUUUCUCUAUCAAAAAUCCAUGAAGUACAUGUAUUUGUAUUACUACAUCAUAGUGUCAAACAGUGGUGUGUUGGAAAAGAAAAUGUCCUAAAAACAGGCAAAUGUUUGGUGGAUAUCUUCAAGGAUAUAAGUAAUUGUCUUUGAUAAUGGGUAAGAAUGAAAAUAUUAUAUGAUGGCCCAAACCAUGAUUUAACUGUGAAUAAAUCAUUGUUGGAUGUUCCGAUGUGUAUUAUAAAUCAAUCUGGAUGCACCCAGAUGAUAUGAUUUUUUUCUCAUUCGGACAUGAAUGAUUUUAAUAAAUGAUUGUAUGGAAUGUUGGGUCUCAAAUGAAAUCCAUGAUCUGAAAGAAACAAAAUAACACCCAAGUCGAUGUAUAUUUUGUAAUGAUGCGGAAAAACACUGCAUGCUUGGGUAUCACUGGCAUAAGCAACAAGGCAUAUUCUAGCAAAUCAUAGCCAUAAUUUUUCUAUGUUUUGAUCGCUCAAAAUCUAGGGUAAUAAAAGCAGUUCAUUCAACACCUUGUGACCUUGAACGACCCUGAGGGAUCAAUGUUUUACAUAGGCCAUUUUUUAACCUUUAGCCUGCUAAAUAUCUAAAAUGGACUGGUCCAUCAUUCAUUUUGGGCAAUACCAUUUAUUUUUCAAAAGAGUGUUCACUGAAAAUAUACUGACUGAAUAGCAAACAGUGCAGACCAUGAGAUGUGCAGGCUGAUAUUGAUCUGCACUGGUCGCAAAAGCAGAAUGACUUGCGGCUGGCAGGCUAAAGGUUAAUAGUAUUUCAGUUAUGUAAUGGCAGGCAAAUAACUGAACCAGCAUUCCUGGUUUCUGUACCAGUAUCAACAAGUUCUCCAAAGUAACUGCCAAUUUCUUCACAUGUAUCGGAGG
Molecule: messenger RNA, 11954 nt
Organism: Mercenaria mercenaria
Lineage: Eukaryota; Metazoa; Mollusca; Bivalvia; Venerida; Veneridae
Product: zinc finger protein 37 homolog
Exons: 2
Coding region: 261-2663 (800 amino acids)
Biological process (GO): regulation of transcription by RNA polymerase II
Cellular component (GO): nucleus
Molecular function (GO): DNA-binding transcription factor activity, RNA polymerase II-specific; RNA polymerase II transcription regulatory region sequence-specific DNA binding
Source: RefSeq, a predicted model, not a curated record